This is a messenger RNA of Rhagoletis pomonella (apple maggot), 5394 nucleotides long. RefSeq names its product trifunctional purine biosynthetic protein adenosine-3 (gene Gart). Gene Ontology annotation, molecular function: metal ion binding; phosphoribosylformylglycinamidine cyclo-ligase activity; ATP binding. NCBI's taxonomy places the organism in Eukaryota, Metazoa, Arthropoda, Insecta, Diptera, Tephritidae. Gene Ontology annotation, cellular component: cytosol. The transcript is spliced from 10 exons. The coding region runs from base 957 to 5066 and encodes 1369 amino acids. Gene Ontology annotation, biological process: adenine biosynthetic process; 'de novo' IMP biosynthetic process. The record is from RefSeq and is a predicted model, not a curated record.
GAGAACUUCACUCACUCACUUGGUGGGUGUGUACAUAGGUCUACUGGCAUAAAACACUUCCAAUCAACUCAGCCGGCAUAUGGAGUGGAAAGGUUACCUACGCGUCCGAAAAGCCUCGAAAAAAUCAAGUUAACUGAGUCGAUUCGUCAGUCGCGCCUAUCAAACGAUCUACAAGCAGCCAUCCAUUAUCAUUUCUCCAUCAUCCCUUUUUAUGUGGCUAUACGACGACGAAGCGUAGAACUUUCAGUGUUCAUUUGCCAACCGUUGGCAUCGGUUCUGGUUCUCGGUGGCGCUCUAAUUCGUUGCUCUUUAUUAUUUAAUACAUACAUUGCUCAUUACAAACUUGUACUUGUGCUACAUACCUACCUACCUACAUAGUUUAUUAUACCGCUUUGAACCGCACAAUUCUUGAAAGUAUCAGGUUCGAAGUUUUUUUAAAAUUUCAAACUCGCAAUACACUUGUGGAGUUUCUUAUUUAAACUAAAAAAAAAAAAAAAACGGCUGGACUUAAAGACUACAUACAUACAUAUGUAUGUACAUAUGCUAAAAUAAAAAAAAUAAAAACACAAAGCGUGCUUCCUGUGAAACACGUGGGUUUUCUGCGAGCCACUAACUACACCGAGCGCGAUCACUGUGAUCACAUUUUGCCAGACAUCGCCAGAGAGCCCAUACAAAAGUGCCUCACAUAAGUAUAUACAAAUGUAUGUACAUACGAAUGCCUUGUAUGAGCUUGUUUGAAUAAAAAGCGGACCUACAUACAUAAGUACGGAGUGACGUUAUUGAUUAGUUAAAAAAAAAAAUCGCCCAUUACUAACGACAUUCGGUUUGUGCCCUGUGCGUAGUUUCGCUAUUGAUGCUUUGUGGAAAUAAAUUUUAAUUAAAUUAAGCACUUGGCGAGUGUUAAAACUUAUUGUCGAUUAAAAUUCGUACGUAUAUUUAAACAAAAAAGUGACAAAAUGUCUUCGAAAACAGCACUUGUUGGUGGCAAGCAAUUGUUGGUCGUUGGCAGUGGCGGUCGUGAGCACGCGAUUUGCUGGAAACUAUCACAGAGUGAGCAGGUGGUUAAAAUCUACGCGCUACCCGGCAGCCAUGGCAUUGCCCAAGUACCGAAGUGUUCCAAUCUCAGCGGUGUAAAUGCCAAAGACUUUCAGGGUAUUGCCAAUUGGUGUAAGAAACAAUCCAUAGACUUGGUUAUCGUUGGUCCGGAGGAUCCUCUCGCCAAUGGGCUUGGCGACGCUCUCAAUAAGGCUGGAGUACGUUGUUUUGGUCCCAACAAAAAAGGCGCCCAAAUAGAAGCGGAUAAAAAAUGGGCUAAGGACUUUAUGCUGCGUCACAGUAUACCCACGGCGCGUUAUGAAUCUUUUACCGAUGUGAAGAAAGCUAAGGAGUUUAUUAACAACGCAUCCUACAAGGCACUCGUCGUCAAAGCCGCCGGUCUUGCGGCCGGCAAAGGCGUAGUAGUGGCAGCAGACGCUGCCGAGGCCUGUCAAGCAGUCGAUGAGAUACUGGGCCAACGCAAAUAUGGCAAUGCUGGCGAAACAGUUGUUAUUGAGGAACUACUCGUCGGCGAGGAAGUUUCGGUACUCGCCUUUGUUGAUACUCACUACGCUCAAGCAAUGUUACCCGCGCAAGACCAUAAACGUCUACGCGAUGGUGACGAGGGUCCUAAUACUGGCGGCAUGGGUGCCUACUGUCCCUGUCCAUUGAUACCACCCGAUGAUUUGGAACGCAUCAAUCGAGCUAUAUUGCAAAAAGCCGUGGACGCUCUACGUCAAGAGGGUAUACACUAUUGUGGUGUACUCUAUGCGGGCCUAAUGCUAACUGCUGAUGGUCCCAAGGUGUUGGAGUUUAAUUGCCGCUUUGGCGAUCCAGAAACACAGGUUAUACUGCCGCUACUCGAGACUGAUUUGUAUGCAAUAAUGAGCGCUUGUGUUGAGAAUCGUUUGAAGGAAGUUACGCUUCAGUGGCGAGAGGAUGUAAGUGCCGUGGGUGUGGUCAUGGCCAGUGCUGGCUACCCAGAGACCUCGACAAAGGGUUGCAUUAUCGAGGGUGUGCCGCCUCUUACGGCCAAUGAGCUGAUCUUUCAUAGUGGUGUAGCUGUUGACAAGGCCGGUCGGUUUCUCACCAAUGGCGGACGUGUCCUUAUAGCGGUGGCACUGCGCAAGGAUUUGCGGCAAGCAGCAGCGGAUGCAACUAGGAUAUGCCAAGGUAUCACAUUUGUAGGCGGAGCGGCACAAUUCCGAACCGAUAUUGCGGAGAAAGCAUUCAAAAUGCUGAAGGCGAACAACGCUCCGAUGCUUAAGGGGCUCUCCUACAAGGACAGUGGUGUUGACAUAGACGCAGGCGACGAUCUGGUGCAACGCAUAAAACCGUUGUCGCGCGGAACGCAACGACCUGGCGUCGUAGGUGGUCUGGGAGGUUUCGGUGGAUUGUUUCGCCUUAAUGAGCUAAACUAUACAAAUCCGGUUAUAAGUGAAGCUAUCAAUGGUGUGGGCACGAAGAUAAAGCUUGCGCUCGAGCAGAAAAUGUACGAGAGUAUUGGCUAUGAUCUGCUCGCCAUGUGCGCCAACGAUGUGCUGGAAUCGGGUGCUGAGCCAGUGGCCUUCUUGGACUACAUAGCUUGUGGCAAGCUGCAAGUGCCUGUUGCAGCUCAGAUUGUGAAGGGGAUUGCGGAGGGUUGCCGAGCCGCCGAUUGCGCUCUUUUGGGCGGCGAAACCGCAGAAAUGCCCUCAGUCUAUGAGGUGGGUAAAUACGACAUCGCUGGCUAUUGCGUAGGCAUUCUCGAGGCUGGCAAGGAGUUGCCGAAAUUUAAGCAGUACGAGGAAGGUGAUCUGCUGAUUUCGCUGCCAGCGAAUGGACUGCAUUGUGCAGGUUUUCAUGCAUUGCUGAAGCAACUAGAAGCGGCGGACAUCGACCAUGCGGAAAAGUGCGAGUUCGGCGAUGACACAAAGUCGUUAGGUCAACAACUUUGCGAACCAUCAAGGAUAUACGUUAAAGAAAUACUCGCACUCCUACGAGAAUGCGAUGUCAAAGCUAUAUCCCAUAUUGGCACAGGCUUACUACCAGACGUACAACGCAUUAUACCGCCGGACCACGAGAUCUCUCUGGAUUUCGGUGAUCUGAAAAUACCCACAAUAUAUGGUUGGUUAGCGGCUAAGCUGCGUCUGAGUCCGCAGACGCUUUUGGACAACCUAAAUUGCGGCAUUGGACUCGUGGUGAUUGUACCAAAGAAGUGCACCGUUUGGAAAUCCCUGCUUGGCGCCGGCGCUAAGGUGUUUGGCGUAUUGAAACGUAAAUUGCAGACGUGUCACCAAAAACACCAAAUCGAGGUACGCAACUUUGUUGAAGGCUUGGAGAAAAUCGCAGACCGUUUCGGCGGACUUUCGGAGAGGCAUGCGCGCACCUUGGAUGAGCCACACCAACGCGAUUUAGCAUUGGAACUUUGUGAUGGAGCCUUAACUCAGCAGCGUAACGGCUCGUUCACAACAAAGCUGGGCAGACGUUUGACGCCCGUGCCACAGACUUACAAGGAUCCGGUGUUAGUGUUGGGCACUGAUGGUGUGGGUUCCAAAAUUAAGAUUGCACAGCAAACAGACCGCAAUGGCACGGUCGGCGUAGACUUGGUGGCAAUGUGCGUCAAUGAUAUACUUUGCAAUGGCGCCGAACCGUUGACAUUUUCGAGCUAUUAUGCGUGUGGAGAUUUGGUCGAGGAGGUGGCAGCUACAAUUACGGGGGGCGUGAUUGAAGGUGCAUCACAAGCGGGCAGCAGUUUAGUGGAGACACACAUUGCCGAAGUGCCAUUACUUUACGCAUCCGAUGUUUACGACCUUGCCGGCUUCUCACUCGGUAUCGCCGAGUACCCGCGCCUACUGCCACGCACGGAUGAAAUUCGUGCUGGCGAUGUCCUUAUCGGUCUUCCGUCGUCGGGCGUACACAGCAACGGCUUCAGCCUCGUGCAUGCCAUUAUGAAACGCGCCGGCGUAACAUUUGAGGAUAAAGCGCCUUUCAGCCCCUACACAUUUGGCGAAGAACUUCUUACACCAACGCGUAUUUAUGUCAAGGCCCUACUUCCACUUCUGCGUCAGGGUUAUGUGAAAGCUUUGGCACACAUCACCGGUGGCGGUCUAACGGAAAAUAUACCGCGCGUGUUACCCAAAAACUUAGCCGUGGAACUAGACGCCACGCAAUGGAACAUCCCUCCAGUUUUUGGUUGGCUGGCGGCGCAAGGUAAUGUUGCGCCUGCUGAAAUGCAGCGCACCUACAACUGCGGCCUUGGCAUAAUUUUGGUGGUCGCGCCAGAACUGGAACAGUCCGUAUUGGCAGAGCUGCAAUAUUGUGAGCGUGCCGCGCACAUAGGCGUGGUAGUGCAACGCGCGCAGCCCGAAGCUCCGCAGGUUGUGGUGGAGAACUUCUCACGUUGUCUGAAGCGAGUGCAGGAGCUGCAGGGAAAGCCGCGCAAGCGCGUAGCUGUGCUAAUUUCCGGCACGGGCAGUAAUCUUCUAGCGCUUAUCGAUGCUUGUCGCGACACGUCCCAAGGCGUGCAUGCCGACAUUGUAUUGGUGAUAUCGAACAAGGCGGAUGUAUUGGGCCUUGAGCGCGCGAAAAACGCAGGCAUACAGGCGGUGGUGGUGUCACACAAGCAGUAUGCCAAACGGGAGGACUUCGAUGCGGAAAUGAGCAGAAAACUGGUUGAACAUAAUGUAGAUCUGGUGUGCUUGGCUGGUUUUAUGCGAGUAUUGAGUGAGCAAUUUGUACGCGAGUGGAGGGGUCGAUUAGUGAACAUUCAUCCGUCAUUGUUGCCCAAACAUCCUGGUUUAAAGGUGCAGAAGAAAGCGCUGGAUGCAGGUGACAAAGAAUCUGGAUGUACAGUGCACUUUGUGGAUGAGGGGGUUGAUACUGGCGCCAUCAUUGUACAAGCGAGUGUGCCCAUCCUUCCGAACGAUACCGAAGAGACCUUGACAAACCGCAUACAUAUUGCUGAGCACUUUGCAUUCCCUAAGGCAUUGCGUCUGUUGGCCACUGAUGCAGUCAAACUGAGCCAGGAUGGCAAAACGACUUUUACCUGAUUGUUUUUAAAAUUUUCAGUCAUACUUAUUUAGGGGAGAAUAAAAGUAUACACUAUAUGCAUUUUUCAGUUAGUAGAUAUAUGUAGAUAUGUAAGCUUAGGCUACUUUAAAGCACGAAUUUGUGGAGCAGCUGCGUAUAGCGUGUCUUUCUUGGUUAAAAUUUCUUAUACAGUUAAAACUUUCGGCCGUAUGAUAUUAGAACACAAGUCCCUAUAUACAUUAAGAAUGUAACAGUAAUGCAAUCUUUUUUUUUAAGGUCUUUGAUUGUAAUAAAAAUUGGCAAGUUUCUGAAACUCGAAAUAAAAACGCAUAAAGUACACAAAUUUUA